CGCUUUUAUGAAUCUAUUUAUAAAUUCGUGUUGUUUUAUUUUAAGUAAAAAUUGGACCUAAGGUAGCCUACUGUUUUAACGGAACGUAUUAUUGUGGAACGCGUAGCCAAUGUUUCUUUUUUCCGGAAGUUAGGUGUCACAGACGGAAUCUUCCCCAACGGCAGUCUAAACCAUGGUGUAAACACACCACUGAAACAGACGAGUGUUUGCGACAGAGACACCGCAAAGCUGCUCUGUGGUGUUAACAUACCUAGCUGGAUCCGACAGAGGUCCUGGCCAACAUUUUAGGUGCUUUCAGUGGUCGAGGAGGUAUUCAGUUUAGCUCCUAGUGGUUCUAUAUAUCACUUUGCCGUUUAGCUAGGGGGAUACAGGUAACAGUUUUCUUGUUUGAAGCGAUUUGAUCUUCGUGCGGUCAGUCGGGAAGCGCGGCUUAGACCCGGCGGUGCUCCGCGAUGUUGUUCUACCGUGCGAGGCUGGGCUGGGAAUGCAUCGGUGCCGCGCGGAUGGCCGCUUGCUGGGCGCGGGGACAUGUCACCUACACGCAGGGCCAAAGCCCCGAGCCACGCAUACGGGAGUACUUCUACUACAUCGACCACCAAGGACAGCUUUUUCUUGACGACACCAAAGUGAAGAACUUCAUCACCUGUUUCAAAGAUAAGCAGUUCCUGUCCUUCUUCUUCAGCCGCCUGCGGGGGAACGAGAGCGGGCGCUACCAGGAGCACUUCCCCUUCCUGUCGCUGUGCGGCCGCGAGCGGAACUUCCUGCGCUGCGAGGACCGGCCCCUGGUCUUCACCCACCUGCUCCCGGGACCCUCCGAUGCCCUGUCCUUCUGCUGGGGCGGGGACAAGCUGGUGGUCCCCUUCCGCCCCGAAUCCCUCUACAUGCACCCCUCCUGCGGGCGGCUCUACCACCCUUGUCCCGAGCGGGCGGGGCGCGUGGGGCUGGUGCGUUCGGCCCUGGCCUUCGAGCUCAGCCCCAGUUUCGAGUACCCACCGGGGCAGGGCCAGACCGGACAGCCCACGCACUUCCUGUGGGCGGGACAGCGGCACACACUGACCAAUGAGCUGGCCAGACAUUUUCCCCCAGAAGAAGAGGGGGAGACAGAGACGAAGGGCAGCUGAGAGGGGCGGUGUGGACGUAUUUGGCUGCUGCUGCAUCGGCUUUGGAAGGUGUUGGACUAAACGCAGACCAGUGAAAAUGAAGGUUGUGCUCAGGGUGUUUAAUUGCCUGUUUUGUUGGCAUGCCUAACUGAUCUCUGAAAUAUGUCAUUAACCAUCAUUCAUUUAUGUUUUGCCAAUUCUUCUGGUUUUUUUUUUUGUUUU
This is a messenger RNA of Anguilla anguilla (European eel), 1322 nucleotides long. It is a transcript of the gene c4h8orf82, whose product is annotated as chromosome 4 C8orf82 homolog. The record is from RefSeq and is a predicted model, not a curated record. Bases 453 to 1121 code for a protein of 222 amino acids. The transcript has 3 exons. NCBI's taxonomy places the organism in Eukaryota, Metazoa, Chordata, Actinopteri, Anguilliformes, Anguillidae.